AGUUGUACACUUUCUGUCUGACCAGUGAUGGAGAGAAGGUGAUCCAGUUUCCUCACACCUAGAGAAGAAGACUUACAGAUUAUGGGGAAUUCAUACGCAGGACAGCUGAAAUCCUCUCGCUUUGAAGAGGCAUUACACAACUCCAUCGAAGCCUCACUGCGCUCUAGCACCGGAGAUCCUCAGCCCAUUUUCACACAGCUUUACCUGGAGCCAGAUCAGUACACACCCAACCUGGAUGACAUUAAAUCCAAAAUGGACUUGAGCCUCAGGUCCGAUGGAGGGGGUCACAUCCUGAUGAACUGCCAGUCAUCUAGCGGCCUCGACGAUAUAGACGACGAUGACGAAUCAGACAGCAGCAGCCCUCCGCUGCCCUACCUGCAGGCUCCGCCCCCUGAUGGCUGCUGCACCAUAGACGGAUUCUGUCAGGCAGGGAAGGACCUCCGCCUGGUUUCCAUAGCGACAGAGUCCAUCGACGUCCCGCCAGGGUUCGAGCUGGUGGGCGCCAAAUCUCCCAGCAUUCCUGAGCACAUCCUGGUGUGCGCCGUGGACAAGCGCUUCCUGCCGGACGAGAACGGGAAGAACGCACUUUUAGGGUUUUCAGGGAGCUGUGUGGGCUGCGGUGAGAAAGGUUUCCGCUACUUCACCGAAUUUUCCAACCACAUCAACCUGAAGCUCAGCACGCAGCCCAAAAAGCAGAAGCACUUAAAGUACCACCUGGUGAAGAACUCGCAGGGGGCGCUGUGUAAAGGCACACUCAUCUGCUGGAAAGACUGUAAGACGAGACAGUUCUCCAGUGUGUCUUCAUCCAAACCAGGCUCAUCAUCCUCACUGAGCAGCAAAGAGAACGGAGGAACCAGCAGCCACAGUCCAUCCUCCUUCUCCCUCACAGAUUCCCCUCCAGCACGAGGACAGUCCAGUUCAUCUCCAGGAAUUUUUGGGAAUCCAGAAGUCACACGUGAAUGCAGCUUCCUGAAACCUCUCAGCACCACGACACACACCACUAAAGCUUUACCUAUAGUACCCACCGCUCUGCGUGUUAACGGCCAGACGAAUGGUUUAAAUGUGGAAAGCCGGCCCAGUCUGCUAAGCCCCAGCCAUACAAACCCACUGGCCAUGCCCACACAUGGCUACCGGCCAAUCAAACAAGGGGACGGUCCAGUAUCCUCUGCCAUGGCAUCAGGGCCUCCAAAAAAGCGUCACCGUAGUUGGCACCCUCCUCCGGUGAUGCCUGUUCCUGCCACUGCAGUUCCAGUCCCUGCGAUUCGCCCACUGCCCUGUGGUACAGUCCCAGGUUCGCUGCUCUCCCUGACCAAUCAGGCGUCUCUGUCAGCAUCUGGAGUCAUACAGCCUCAGCCUAUCACAGCAGGAGAAACCGUGAUCGUCCCUGAUAACCUGCUGAACACCUGCGGGGUUCGACCAAUCAUCCUUAUCGGCCAAGGUGCUCUGCCAUACUUCUUUGGGAAUGUGUGUGAUGUGUUGGUGAGCCCCCUGCUGGCCAGCUGCUAUAACUACAGCCAACUGAGUGAGAAGAGCCUGGUCACGCUGGGAGUGUCGCCGAGCCAAAUCCCCACUACCGAGACACUCAUCCUGCUCACACUGCAGUACCUCGCACGCCUCGGUUCAGAGCAGAUCCCCAUGCGUGAGGAGUUUGAGCAGAUCGUUCUGAAGGCCGCAGUGUGUGGCGCUGCCGUCCCCCCCAUCAACGCCGUGCAGUUGCCGUGGCUAGCACGCGUCGAGGCAAGUGUGUCAGGUGGAAGUGUCCAGGUUCUGCUCGCUCAGAGCUCUCUGGGUGAGGGAAUCGCUGAGACGCUGCGCUCACUCAGUGAAAGCACACACCUGCAACCGCAACAAGCGCAACGGCUGCCCAACUAUAUCCUGAUCAUCCACACAUCAGCCACCGCUGGAGCCUCCGAGUUCUGUGUCAUGGUGCUCGGUAAAUACCAGUCGAGGGCGCUGGCUGAGGGAAUGCUCACCACAAACGAGUUUUUAAAGGAGAUCAGCUACGAGCUCAUCACGGGGAAGGUUUCUGUCCUGGCUUCACACUUCAGCAACACAUCACUAGGUGAUAAUCUGGAUAAGGAGAUGUUGCGGUAUCAGCGGAGAAGGAAGCAGCAGGCCGAGCUCAGUGACUCCGUUCACUCACAGGAUGAAGCAGACAUGAAAGUUGACACAGGGGCAGAGCCUCUGAGUGAGGCAUUUCAGAUUUACCCCCCACAACUGACUGUGGCUCGGAGUCUCCUCUCUCUGGUGUGUGGUAUCGCAGACUCGAACAGCCAGACCCUCGACCUCGGUCGAUUCUGCAAGGUUGACUUCCUAGUGCUGGUGCCUCCAUCAUACGUCCUGCUUCAUCAGACAGUCAGACGCAUCCACCAGUCAGGCGUGCUGGUGGACCUGGGGAUGGAAGACACCUCCUCAGCCCAACAAAAGGCAGAUAAGUAUGUAAUACGUCUGGACAACGAGGUACACACCAAAAUGGAAGCUUUCAUGAGAAAAGUGAAACAGAACCCAUACACGCUCUUCGUCCUCAUCCACGAUAACUCGCAUAUUGAUCUGACCAGUGUGAUGUCUGGCUCCGUCUCUCACGGUGAUCUUCAGGGAUUGGCUGAUCGUGUGGUGAACUCACAGGAGGUUUUAGACGCUGAGAAUCUGCUGCUUCUUCAGGUCACAUCCUUCCCAUUCACACUGCAAACGUGCUACUCACGCAUCAGCAUCCACAACGAAGUGCACUGGCCCAGCAACCACAGCCUGCAGGGGGUGCUGUCACCAAAGGACCUGGUGUAUUUCGGGCUGAAGGAGUACCGGCAUUCGGUGCAGUGGGGUGUCUCCAGUCCCAUCCUGCGCUGUGAUGAUGCCUUUGAGAGGAUGGUCAACGCUUUGCUCCAACGUCACCCUCAUCUGCACAGCAUGGUGAUCCGGAGCUACCUGCUGAUCCAGCAGUACACCGAAGCCAUGAUGGCACUGACAUCUUGUCCAGCACUGAGGGAUCACGUCACGCCGCAGACGCUGGCCAUGGUGGAGGGUGUACUGAGCAGCACUGGGCGGGGUGGCAGGGGGCACAUGCUGCUGGUGCGCGUGCCCUCACUGCAGCUGGCGCGAUUGGCACGGGAGCGACUGGAAGAGGCACAACACAAACUGGGGCUGGAGCAGAGGUUUGCCGUGGUGCUGGGAGGACCGACGAAUGAGAUCAGCCUUGCACCGCACUUCUACACACAGCUCAGGGCAUGGAGACAGUGUGAAACUGAAGACUGGGUUCCUGUCACCUAUGAGGAUCUGGAAGAUUUACCCUGUAUCAUCAUUCUCACUGGGAAAGACCCUUUGGGGGAAACAUUCCCCAGGUCUCUAAAGUACUGCGACCUGCGACUGAUCGACUCCAGCUUUCUGACCCGCACAGCUCUUGAGCAGGAAGUAGGUGUGGCCUGCUCCUACGUCACACGUGGUAUAAUUCCUGACACUGUGACAAUGGCAGACAAAAGGGCGGGGCUGAAGGAGGAAGAGGAGGAUGAGCUAGAGAGAAGCGGUGGAGGAAUAACAGAAUCUGACGAACUGCAGCUGGAGCUGGACAGACCCCCGAGCAAUAGCAGUGCCGCAACCCGAGCCUCCGGUCAGACCCUGAGAGCCAGAUAUCUAACAAGCUCUCUUGCAGAAAAUGGCGUGAGCUCCUCUGUGGUUCCUGACUCGUCCCACAAACCCUGUUCUGUUUCCUCCUCCCACCCUGAAUUGGCCAAUAGCAGCUCCUUUAACUCCUCUCCUAAUCAUGUCAAGCAGGAGUGUGACUCCCAGUGUCCCGGGUCUUCGUCCUCUUCCUCAUCCUUUUCCUUGUCCACCUCUCCCAGUUCCCAUCGGCCGAGCCAGUCCACUCAGGCGAUCUCUGGGGGGAGUAAAUCAGCACCACGAGUCUUCGCCCGCACAGUGGUUCUGUCCCGUGCUGCGUAUCGGCUCAUCGCCCCUGACUCUGUGGAUCAGCCCAGCUCGGCUUGGCUCCUCCCUCACGGGGACGUGGAAUGGAUCGGAGCACUCCGGCCCCCUGUCCCACAGCAUGGUGAUGCUGCUGAACAGUCGCUCUAUUACCGCCAGUGGACAAAGGCACGGCCGCAGCAUGCCGAUUACAGUGCUGCGGGCUCCGCCCACCCGAGGAGACUCCUACUGAGUGGACCACCACAGGUGGGUAAAACGGGUGCAUAUCUGCAGUUUUUGCGGAUUUUGUUUCGGAUGUUGAUUCGUCUGUUAGAGGUGGACGUUUAUGAUGAGGAAGAGCUGGAGGAAGAUAUUACGACUGAAGACGCCAGUGCUCCUGUGUCCAGCGGCCUACCAUGGCCUGACCUGGAGGAGAUGCAGAAGAUGACCUUUGACCUUAACCCUCGUCAUCCCAAGUUUAAGCAGUGCAGCGCAGUGUAUUCAGGCAGGAAUCCACUGAGAUUAAACGGACUGAAGCAAGAGGAGUAUGACGAGAGCGGUGAGAUGAAGAGGAAGACGGUCUCUAUCAGGCUCAGCAUGUUUGCAGCCCAUAAUGCAUUUCAUCAUUGUGAACAGUGUCAUCAUUACAGCGAGCCUGGCCCUGCACGUCCAUUGUCCGACUGCACCUUCCACGCCUUCUCAUUUUGCUCAUCCAUGCUUGGUGAGGAGGUGCAGCUCCACUUUGUGAUCCCGAAGAACAAAGAGCACCACUUUGUCUUCAGCCAGCAGGGAUGCCAGCUCGAGAGCAUGAGACUUCCUGUCUUCUCCGACCAGGAUGGUGUAAAGAGUACGAUUUUCACCCCCACGACAGGCCGGCAGGAUCUGGGUCUCCUGAACCUGCACCACGCCCUGGAGGGGGCACUGCACCUCCACAUCCUGGUGGUGAAGCAGCAUGAGAUGGCACUGUACAGGAAGUUCUGGCCCAACCAUGUCCUCCUAGUGCUACCCUCCAUCUUUAACAACUCGGGAGUGGGAGCGGCUCGCUUCAUGAUUAAAGAACUGUCAUAUCACAACCUGGAGCUGGAGAGGAACAGACAGGAGGAGCAGGGUGUUCAGAGGCAGGACAUCUGGCCCUUCAUCCUCAUCAUGGAUGACUCGUGUGUGCUAUGGAACACCCAUAUCCAGAACAGAGACAGCUCAGUGGAGGUGUGUAAUGUAUCCCUAAAGAGUGUGUUGCUGCACAUGGAGGCGACUCCAUCACUCUCUCACUACGCCAUGUGUGGCGUGAGGAACUGGAGCAGUAAAACCUCCACCUUGUUUCUCGGUGCUGCAUUUAGCCGCUGCCAUCUUCACGACUUCAUCCUGCUCAAUGUGGACCUCACUCAAAACGUCCAGUACGACCUCAACCGCUACACAUGUGAGGAAGUGGACUUUAACCUGAGGGUGAACAGCAGCGGGCUCCUGUUGUGUCGCUUCAACUGUUUCAGCAUCAUGAAGAAACACAUCCCGACUGGUGGCCACCAACACACACUCAUCAAACCCAAAGUCACGGCGGUGGAGUCUCCUUCCCCGGUGUCCAGCUCACAGUUUGUGUGUGCGCCAGACAGUGUGUGUCCGAUGUUGGACGUUCCGGCUCAGCUCCUGCUUGAGAGAUUCCUGCAGCGCUGCAGCACAGACUUGUUCCCUCACGCUCUACACAGCUACACACACCCCGUACUCGCCAUCGACACCUACCUCGACCUCGGGCCUCAGUUGGCAGUGUGUUACAUGAGCUCCAGGCCUCACUCAGUGAACCUGGACCACAGUGGUGUCAUGUUCAGCGGACUGCUCCUCUACCUGUGCGACUCCUUCGUGGUUUCCGGCUUCCUGAAGAAAUUCCGCUUCCUGAAAGGUGCAACGCUGUGUGUGAUCUCUCAGGACCGAAGCUCUCUGCGCCAGACGAUCGUGAGAUUGGAGCUGGAGGACGAGUGGCAGUUCCGCCUACGAGAUGAGUUCCAGACAGCCAACUGCAGCGAGGACCGUCCGCUUUACUUCCUCACGGGCCGCCACAUUUAACAACCAGAAAAAAAAAUCAAUAUUUCUCUUCAUCCUGAAGUAUUAACACUAAAGCUAACAGAGGCGUGUGAAUACGCAUCAUGAGAAAAGAGACGUGUGUUGACGGAUGGAUGGAUGGAUGGAUGGAUGGAGAUCUUUAUCCUUAACUGUGAAGAUUGUACACGGUGGCUCUUGUUGUGUCAUUCGAUGGAGAAAGGACUCACUCGGACACACCGAGGGCCACAGAGAAGAUGAUUGUAAACAGGGCUCCAUUUUGGGAUCCCAUCUAUGUACCUCAUGGAUGUCGGCUUCAUCUCAGGGUUUUGUUUGUUUUUGUUUUUUUCUCUGGUCACGAGGCAAAAAAUCAGACUUUGUUACUACUGCUUUCAUUUUUGUCUCUCUCUCUAUGAUAAAUAUCUAUAUAUAUUGUAUAUUGCUCACCAAAGUUUUGCUAACCUACCAAGGACGAUUAACCCCAAAGAUCCAGAAGUUUGCUAACCAAAAACUGUAAGAUGUACCACAUGGACAUGGACACAAACCUCUCCUCAUAGCUGGAUGCAAAUCUUGACAAU
Messenger RNA from Neoarius graeffei (lesser salmon catfish), 6500 nucleotides. RefSeq names its product GREB1 like retinoic acid receptor coactivator (gene greb1l). Lineage: Eukaryota; Metazoa; Chordata; Actinopteri; Siluriformes; Ariidae. The record is from RefSeq and is a predicted model, not a curated record. Bases 82 to 5949 code for a protein of 1955 amino acids. The transcript is spliced from 33 exons. Gene Ontology annotation, biological process: multicellular organism development; kidney development.